Messenger RNA from Symbiodinium sp. CCMP2456, 5898 nucleotides. NCBI's taxonomy places the organism in Eukaryota, Dinophyceae, Suessiales, Symbiodiniaceae. The record is from the annotation of a GenBank genome assembly.
AUGGCGGCUGCUCUUCGCACCGUCCGCCGCUACGCGCUGCCUGCGACAGGCUUGUUGGGGGCUGCGUGGGCCACUGACGAGUUCUGCCUCCACCAAGUGGGCCAGCGAACUGCACGAACAGUGCAGACAGGUGUGUAUUUGCUGUGGCAGUACAAGGUCUGCUGGACACCUGAGACUUCCAACGACAUACAUGCCAAGGUUGCCAAACGCCUAGUGGAAUGCCUGCGCCGCAACGAGGGCCUGUACGUCAAGUUUGGCCAGGCAAUGUCGACUAUGGACGUCAUUCUGCCGGAGGAAUACAAAUCCGAGCUAAAGACUUUGCAUGACCAAGCCGCGACUUUUGAGUUCAAAGAAGUCCGGAGAGUUGUUGAGUCGCAGCUGGGCCAAAGCUUGAGCGAGGUGUUCUCGGAAUUCGAGGAGACUCCCAUUGCUUCUGCCAGCAUUGCGCAAGUGCACCGUGCACAACUGCGGCCAGAGUUUGCAGAGGGGAAUGAAGGCAACGAACCCUUGGCUGUGGCAGUCAAAAUCCAGAAGCCGAACAUCCCGGCCCAGAAUAGAUGUGACCUUGCGGUGUAUAAGCUCGUGCUGAUCGUCUUGGAGUAUGCCUUCGAUUUGCCGAUGGUUUGGACAUAUGGCUACACGCGCCAGCAAUUGGAAGCAGAGCUCGACUUCCGUAUAGAGGCGCGACAUGCCCGCCAGGCAGCUGAUGAGCUGGACGCGUGCAGUCAGUUCCGUGGAAAAGUCAUCGUGCCAGCUGUUCAGGGGAAGGUUUCGGGAGAGCACGUACUGGUCAUGGAGUGGGUGGACUCCUUGGGCCCUGCCAGCGAUAGCAAUGCCUUGAAGAAAGCAGGGCUGAGGCCCGUAGAUGUGAUGCGGACGGCAACUGAAGUCUUUGGAUAUCAGAUCUUCAGCACGGGCCACGUACACUGCGAUCCCCACCCCGGAAACUUGUUGGUGCGCUUGGCUCCUGCAGAAAGUUCUGAGAAAUGGCAACUGGUCCUUCUAGAUCAUGGCCUCUACUGCGAAUUGAACCCGGCUUUGCGCCGUGACUACGCAGACUUUUGGGUGGCAGCUGCUUUGGGGGACACCGCAUCCACGGUCCGAAUCUGCAGUAAGUGGGGCAUUGCUGAUCAAGAUGCUGCAGAGCUCUUUGCUUCAUUGACUCAGUUCCGACGGGUGCGCUUGGGGGCCCAAAGACUAGACGCCAUGGCCUCCCUUUUUGGUUCGCGGGGCAACAAGAAGGCUGAUGUGAUGCCGCAUGCCCCGAAGAAGCUCACUGCGAAAGCAAUGGCCGAAGCUCAGCAGAAGCUGAAGGCUCGUGCGAAGAAGGUUCUGGGAGAUACAGCCGCCUUCCCCCGUGAGCUAUUGUUCGUCGGGCGGAGCUUGAACAUGAUCCGCUCCGCUAACUUUGCCCUGGGCACAGCUGUGAACCGCGUGGCAAUCCUAGCAGAGUGUGCAGCAGCAGGUGCUGCGCUCCAGGGCGGGUCCCUGGCUUCCCGGCGGAUGGCCGUCUGGAAUUUUCACUUCAGAGUCCAGAGCCUCCUCUUUCUCAGCAAGCUCUUCCAGCUUUGGCAAAGUCUGAGCUCUCUUGGCCUUGCUCCAGCAGUGCUGGGGCUCACGGGCCUCUUCUUGCGAUUGUCGGCGGGCAGAACAGAGCCAACAAAAGCCAUGGAGCCACCCGGCCUUCCUGGCCCCGAGGUGGGUCGAAUUAUGGCGUGGUAUCCUUCCUACGUCAUUACAUUGAUCUUUCUGUGCGUCGCCUUCUUCUCCUACAGUGCUUGGGACUGGACCAGCUUCAUGGCACACGUCUUCCUAAUCAGCGGCAGUUUCCAAGAACAUCGAGAGGCUGUAUUUCCUUAUUUGCCGUGCAGUUGGUGGUUCACUUGCCUGGCUGCCUACACCCUGGCGUGGCUUCCCAUGCACAACAUCCUCAAGCUUUCCAGCGACUCCGUAAUUUGGACGAUGUUUGUCAUGGCAACUGCCGUUGUGGUCCCGUCAGUGGUCCUGGAGUGGCUGUUCUUCAAGGACAUGGCCAUCUUUGAAAUGAUUCAGUACAGUUUCGCCUUCUUUUACGGGCAAGCCUUGGCAGUGUGGCAGGUCAAUCACUGCAUGCUGUUGCAAGUGCAGACGGCAGCACCUUCACGCCAGCUUCGAAUCCUGCAGUUGGGCACUCGUCUGCGGAAUGCUUCUAGUCAAGAUACGAAGUUUCUAGGCCACAUAGCCCCAGUAGAGGGUGUGGACUUCAUGGACUUGUCUCCAAAGCUUCCCGGCUCGGAGAUCGGGAAGAUGUGGCUGGCUCCCACUCCUCGCCAAGCGAUGGUGGGAGCUACUCCCAGGGAUGGCCGCAAGCUGAGCCAGAGUUGUGCGGGUGAUCGCUUCGUGAAGCUGACACUUGAGGUCACCAUUGCGGUCUCAGCAGAAGGCUUGCCUAGCGGUGCACAGAUUGAGCCGCCGAAGUUCGCAGACUUGCAGAGCACGGUUUUAGACUGGCCUGAUGGAUCAGCCGGAUUACAGCAGACUUCCGAUGCGCUGCCGAAAAAUGAGCUGGCGAGAUCGAGGAAAUCGAACAAAGGCAAGAGUCCAGCCAAGAAGACUGCAGUUCCAAGAUACGAUGCCAGAGGUCAUCGCCUGCGGCACCGAAAAGACGCAAAACAGAAACGUCCCGUUCCACAAGAUGGCAACAAUGAAGCACUCGCCCCCGAGGAUGCCAAGCAGCCUGGACCGGAAGAAGCCACUGCGCAGGUCGGCAACGAUUCCCGAAAUGGUCCACGACCUCCGAGGGUUUCGGCACCACGCGCGCCGGCGGCAGGCAAGCCGGCCUCGGCCCUCCUCUCCAUGGCCAGGUCGGCCAAGAGCUUCUCGCCUCCGAAGCGGGCAGCGAAGAACAUGUCAAGUGCGAAGCUGGAGCCGCUGCAAACUGAGAAGGAGAUGCAGCCACUGGAGCACGCGGAGAUCCAACAGGAGCCUUCGUUUCAAAAGCCCGUGCCAAGAUCCGGUUUGGGUCAGCACAUGGACGUGCGUUCUCGGCCCCCAAGCCACUCGAGCCUCGGCAGCGGCUUGGCCCGAGCGGCCUCGGCAGUGUCUGUGGGACCCCUCCGACGAGACAUUCCGGUGCCCACGGUCCUGCACCCUGCAAGCUUCCAGCGACGUGCACGGCACAUGGACGCCGUAUUGGAUCUGAGGGACCUUCAGGAGAAAAUCCGCAACCCGAACUUCAGCGAGGACAAGAAAUUUCAAGUUGCCGAUCUCGCAAUGCGCGAUUUGCGUGCUGACCUCAGUACCAUGUUGAGGAGGUCUGCGGCCAAAGCCCAGUCUUUGGAUCAGCCUCCUGCAGCUCCCAGAUCAGUGGAUGAUGUGUUUGCCAGCCAAGUUGCCAAGUUCCAAGAACCUCUCGCCACGAAACGUGCAGCACAACCUGUAAUCCGGGAGAUCGACUCCACAGCCGCUUCUGUGCAAGAGGAUGAUGUGGAGGCUUUCUUUGGGGAGGAGCCCCCAGCUAUGGCUGACACUGCUGCUGCAGGCACCAUGGCUUCCAUGGCCCUUGGACCUGCUUCGCCAGUUGCUUCAGAGCUGAUGUCACCUGUCGCAGACAAGCAGAAGAUAAAGUCAGCUUUGCGGCGGAACUCUCGUGGCAGUGCUCGUGUGAGCUGGCAGCAGUUGCCAUCCGAGGACGUCUCUGAUGCAGGCCUGGGCAGCCUUCCACUGGGUCGCUUACCCCUGGGAGCAGCAGCUUCCAGCUCGAUGGGCGGCGGCCGCGAUUCCCUGCAAAAGUCGAUCAUGAGCCGGCAAGGAUCGACGAUUUCGAUGGCAGGUGAAAUCAGCUUGUCCGGGGAUAUGAUGCACAGAGUCUCCAGCGCCAUGACGCAGAAAGGACAGACGACUGGAUUGAAGAACAUCAAGCAAAGCUUCGAGCCCACUUUGCGCAAGCGACUUGGCGAAGCUUUCUCUCGUCUGAGCGAAGCAAACGAGCUGCACCGGGAUUCGAUGUACAAAGCGGUUGAGUUUGCAGGAUGGACGGUCACAGCUGAAGUCAAAGCGCUGAUAAACGAGGCAUAUGACAGCCUCUUCAAGUACAAUACCCUGAAUCAGCGGGAGUUCUUUCACUUCUUCGAGAAGUUCCGGCAUCUGGAGAAGCAGCGUGCUUUCGAAGCCUUCAACACCUUUGAUGCAGAUGCGAGCGGAACGAUUGACUUCGAAGAGCUCGGCGCAUUGCUGGAGUCGCAGGGUAUCUUCCCUUUGCAGCAUGUCAUCUACGAGCUGGCCAUGGAUGCCUGCGGUGGCAAUUUGGUUGAUGGCCUGGACUUCUCCGAAUUUCAGCGGGUGCUCGAGAUUCUUCGCGAGCGAGAAGGCUUCACACGCGAGGAGAUUGAACGGAUCGAAGAUGCUUUCGACAAGUGCGACGCCGAUGGCAGCGGAUCGCUGGACCUCCUGGAAAUCAGCCGCGUCCUCGCUAUCCUGGGUUACUCCCGCGACAUGAAGUACCAGGACCUGCUGGCAGAGGUGGAUGCAGAGAAGACGAAUCAACUGAGCAAGCGGGACUUCACCGUGUUCAUGCGAAAGAUCCAAGAGCGGAACACAAAGUUGAUAAAGGAUUAUUUCAGGGAGUGCGACACAGACGGUGAGCCUGGUCUGGAUGCGCGAGAAAUUGCGUUGCUGCUUCAAUCCCUCGGAUACCUGCCCGACAUGGCAUGCAUUGUUGAGACGAUGCUGCAGUUGGGAGUGGACGACCCUGAAGAGGACUUGGAUUUCUCACAAGUGUGGCGCUUCCUUGAGAUCUAUCGCCGACAGCACGGCCUCACCCUUGGCACAAUCUCCGAAGCAUUGGACCUCUUCAAAAGGUUCACGUCAGAUGACACGAUCAGCGUGGAUUGCUUGCUCAAAAUGGUGAGGACGAUGGGGUUCGAUCUCCACUACCACGAGGUCCGCAGACUCAUGUACCUGGUUGAGUCAAGCGAGACCAGCGUCAUGAAUGAGAAGGAGUUCGUGAUGGUCCUCGGACAUUUGCGUGACAGGGAACUGCGACAGAUGUGGAAGGUGGUUAGUGACCAAGAGUCAGCCAGCACAAGCCCGGCCGCGGCGGAGCUGAAGCAUCGGUUCAAAACCGAGAUGCUGGGCAGCUCGGACGACAAUGAGGAGCCGCGUCGCAGGAAGGUCACCUUCAUGGAGUUCAUCCCGUGGGCUACACAGUGUCGAAACCAACAGCGCGAAGAGGUGUGCCGGAAUCACGGCUUCGGCAAGGAAGAGGUGGAAGCUUUGGAGGUUGACUUCGACUCUUGUGGUCGCGAUGCAAACGGCUGUGUUCGCACGAUUGAUCUGAGGCAUCUCUUGAGACAGAAGUUUCCCAUGCUCGCAGACAAGAUGACCAUGAAGGACAAUCGGGCCAAGCUCAGUGAGAUCCUUGCAGGCAAAGAGCCUGGAAGCCGAGUGGGGAUGGAUGAGUUUCUUGCACUUUGUCGCGUGUGCGUUGACAUUGUCGAGCUAGACAAGCUCAAACGAGAAAGACAAGCCAUCGAGGAGCGGGACUUCACCCCUGCGGAAGUCCACGAGUUUCGCGGCCUCUUCAUGUCUCAGGCAACCUCCUCGGGGCUUCCGGGCUCGUACCGAAACCGUCUCUCCUUCGAGGAGCUUGGCGAGUUGCUGGCCAGGGUCGUCCCUCUGGGGUACAAGAAUGCGCAGGUGCUCAAGCGUGAAGUCCGGCAAGUGCACAAGCACGGCCCUGGGGGCGACGAUUCAGUGAACUUUGUCGAGUUCUUGAACUUGAUGGAGCGGCUUCUGGCAGCAAACUUUGCCGGCAUGGCGAUGUUGGACAAGACCCCAGGCAAGAAAGAGAGACCUUAUGACAGGGGAGGCUCGAGCUCUCAGGUGUUGGGAGCUGACGCCAUGGAGGCUGCAUCUUGA